This is a messenger RNA of Labeo rohita (rohu), 3699 nucleotides long. It is a transcript of the gene st14a, whose product is annotated as ST14 transmembrane serine protease matriptase a. Gene Ontology annotation, cellular component: membrane. Gene Ontology annotation, molecular function: serine-type endopeptidase activity; protein binding. Gene Ontology annotation, biological process: acrosome reaction; proteolysis. The transcript is spliced from 19 exons. Lineage: Eukaryota; Metazoa; Chordata; Actinopteri; Cypriniformes; Cyprinidae. Bases 529 to 3036 code for a protein of 835 amino acids. The record is from RefSeq and is a predicted model, not a curated record.
UAGAUUUACACAGUUAUAUCUAUACUUAAGAUGUACCUUACAGUUUGCUUUAAAAUAUUUAACUAUGUAGUCAGGUACUUUGAUGUAUUUAGGGUUAUUUUGUAGUUUAGAAUUUAGAAUUUUAAAGUGUUACAUGUGGGAAGUGCUCAAGCUAGUAUCGCUUGACGAAGACACUCCCAUUGUUACCUGAAAUCUCCGGAAAUACCUUCCUUGUAUCACUGGUAGACGAAACAAUCUUCAGUCUCUCCGCAAGACGAAAUGUACCUCAUUUUACUUCUCUUGAUUUAGUGUUUGAGACUUACACGUUUUGGUUUGUUCGAUAGUUUUUAUUUUAGGACGCAUUCGUUUAUAAUUUGUUGCAGCGUGCACUUGUUAUGGGCGUGUUGUUGUUUUUCACACCUGUUUGAUUUCAUCUGACAAUAACAAGCCUGUUUUUUUUCUUACAUUAUACAAUUAUACGUCUUAUUUUGUCAGCAGAAGUGAGAAGAAAAGUCAGUUGAUAUUUAUUCUCCUGGUGGUCUCUCAGACAUGGACCCUAUGGAUCGAGGAAUGCGCUACACUCCCGGUUCUUCGGACAAGGAAUGGGAACAAGCUGUGACGUUCUUGCCGGCAUCAGAUAACAAAAAGCUGGAGAAGAAGAGGGGCCCUGGGAAAGUUGGGUUCGUUGUUGGUCUGGUGAUCCUGGCAGCCGUUUUGGCUUUGAUCAUAGGACUUCUGGUCUGGCAUUUCCACUUCCGCAAGGAUUUGAAGAUGCAGAUGAUUUACACCGGCACGCUUAGGAUAAAAAAUGAAGUUUUUGUGGAUGCGUAUGAAAAAUCAGAGAGUGCAGAGUUUCAAGAGUUGGCAAACAAAGUCAGGACUCAGCUACAAUCAAUGUACUCAGAAGAUACACUCCUGUCAAAAUAUUACGUUGAUUCCAAAGUUCAAGCCUUCAGUGAGGGAAGCGUAAUAGCUUACUACGAGUCAGAGUUUGCCGUUCCAGUGGGACAGAAAGCAGCAGUGGAUCAGGCUGUGGCCAAAUUAAAUGAAAUUUACAGCUCAAAAAUUCGCAGAGUUGUGGAAAAACAAGGUCCCCUGGUCUUUGAUUACGUUGUGUCUUCAGCUCUGGACACACGUCUGAUCUCAAAAGCCGGGAUGAAUAAAAGAUUCGCCUCACACACCAGGAGUUCUGCUGAAGAGAUCAUUACAUCACCUGGUUUCCCUGACACUCCUUAUGCUGCAAACUCCCUUGUGCAGUGGCAGCUUCGAGGAGACCUAGGUCAUGUGCUGAAGUUGUCUUUUGACACCUUCAACCUGGAAGAAAACUGUGCGAAUGACUUUGUGAGAGUGUAUGACUCGUUGGUCUCCAUGGACAAAUAUCUUAUGGCGGAGAAGUGUGGCUUUUAUUCUCCCAGUAAUCCCUUAACCUUCAUCUCGUCUCGGAAUGUUCUGUUGGUGACCUUUGUAACCAACGAAGUAGGGAAUUAUCCUGGUUUCAGAGCCCGCGUCACUCAGAUCAAUGAUUUUGCAUGUGGUGGUAAAUUGACUGGAUCCUCUGGUAGUUUUACAUCACCCAACUUCCCCAGUUAUUACCCACCUAGCACCACAUGUCGGUGGGACAUCGAGGUUCCUGAUGGUAAAUACAUCAAGUUGAAGUUCCCCAAGUUCAUGGUUUCUACAGGGAGUCAAAAUUCUUGCCCAGGAGAUUAUGUGCAGAUUGUUGGUAAAAGCACAUUGUGUGGGCAGCAGCCUGCUAAUACCAUGGUUACGGUCAACAGUAACAAGGUGACGGUUGAGUUUAGAUCAGAUUCAUCACAAGUAGAUCGAGGUUUUAAUGCCACUUUUGAAGUCUUUGAGCCCACUGACCCCUGCCCGGAAAAGUUCCAGUGUGACAACAGACGGUGUGUAGACCCAGCCUUGCGCUGUGACGGCUGGAACGAUUGUGGUGACAGCACCGAUGAGAGGAACUGCAAUUGUAAUGCCAGCAUGAUCCAGUGCAGAAACGGGUUCUGUAAGCCGAUGUUCUGGCGGUGUGAUGGCGUAAAUGACUGUGGAGAUGACACAGAUGAACUUGGCUGUGGAUGCAGUGUUGGACAAUUUAAAUGCAACAAUGGUCAGUGUAUCUCAGAGAAGCAGAAGUGUGAUGGGAAUAACGACUGUAAAGAUAGCUCAGAUGAAGAAGGCUGUUCAAGAGAUGGUUGUAAAGUCUCAACGUUUGAGUGCGGUAACGGCAGAUGCAUCAACAAAGAGAACCCUGAGUGUGAUGGACAUGAUGACUGUGGCGACGGCUCAGAUGAGUCCAACUGCAACUGUGGCAGGAAGGCUUACACAAAGUCUCGAAUUGUGGGUGGGCAGGAAGCAGAUGUGGGCGAGUUCCCAUGGCAGGUCAGCCUUCACAUUAAAAACAAUGCACAUGUUUGCGGUGCAUCAAUCAUCAGUGAGCGAUGGCUUGUGACAGCUGCCCACUGCGUACAGGACGACGGCAGAAUCAGAUACUCUCAGCCAGGCACAUGGGAAGCAUUCUUAGGUCUCCACACACAAAAAGAUAAACAGAGGGCAACGAGGAGACAACUGAAACAAAUCAUUUCUCACCCGUCCUUCAAUGCCUACACCUUUGACAAUGACAUUGCUCUGAUGGAGCUGGACUCACCCGUGACCUACAGCGAGACCAUUCGACCCAUUUGCUUGCCUACUUCCAAAACCGUCUUUCCCGCUGGUGAAACUGUCAGCAUCUCCGGCUGGGGUGCCACUAGAGAAGGCGGCACUGGAGCGACUGUGCUGCAGAAAGCAAAUGUUCGCAUCAUCAACAGCACGGUCUGUGACCAACUCAUGAAUGGUCAGAUCACAUCUCGCAUGACGUGUGCUGGCAUUGAGAAAGGAGGAGUGGAUGCUUGCCAGGGUGAUUCUGGUGGUCCUAUGUCGUAUAUAGGAACUGACCGUACGUACCUGGCGGGAGUGGUGAGCUGGGGUGAUGGUUGCGCUCGCAGAUACAAGCCAGGCGUCUACACAAACGUGCCAAAAUUCCGGGGCUGGAUCAAGGAGAAGACAGGAGUAUAAGUUGCUCUAAGAUUAUAAUGAACUGUGAGAAGUUUUAUGAACUGUUUUGUUUUCUCAAGUCGCAGAUGUUUUAAUAACACAUAUGGAAUAACCCAGCAUAGCCUGGUUGAUGAGAGGGAUGGACUUUGAAAUGUUUUUCGCAUUUGUUUAACAGUUGUUUUAUACAUGUGUAUAUUUUAUGAGAAGAGCGGUAUGAGGGUUUUCUGUCUUAAGAUGUGUAAAUAAAUGUCUUAUUUUCUCCUUUUAAAGGUUUUGUGGUUUUUAGCUUUUCUUUUAUGAAUGUGAAUGAUUUGGUUUUGUUUUGGUCUGUACCUUCAGUUUUCAUUGGUUCAAGGAGUGUGUAUUUCUAGAGUCACACUCUUAUACUUAAAUGUGAACUACUUCGGUCUUUUCAUCACUUUUGUGCAAAAUGUAUGUAUGUAAUGUACUGUGAUGUGACUGUAAACAAAGCUCGACUUACACAUGGAAACACUUGAAAGAGUAUCUGGAGUGCUGUAAAUUUGAUUCAGGGAUUACAUUUAACACUUUAAAAAUGCAUUUAGAAACAAAUGAAAUCAUCCACUAUGAUUUAACAAUUUAGCAACCUUUUACAAAUAAAAUGUGUAUCUGGUUAAUACAGUGUGAAAUGUGUGCAAUACUUUAUUAAAAGAGUCCAACACUCAA